This is a messenger RNA of Oryza brachyantha (malo sina), 757 nucleotides long. RefSeq lists its product as uncharacterized. The transcript has 3 exons. Lineage: Eukaryota; Viridiplantae; Streptophyta; Magnoliopsida; Poales; Poaceae. The record is from RefSeq and is a predicted model, not a curated record. Bases 182 to 472 code for a protein of 96 amino acids.
GUCAAAUUUUAUAGCAAUUAGCAUGGGCUACAGCUAGCUAAACAUGAUUGUGGAGGAUGUUUCAUAAGCCUCUAUGACACCAUGCACACCCUGACAAAGGAGCUAUAAAAUAGCUGAAUUGAGAUGCUCCAUAUGACCCCUCAUGGAUUCAGAAGAAUAGUUGAAAACUACCUUCAGGAAGAUGCAGAGAUCGCCUUCAGUUCACCUGGCAGUUGUGCUUCUUGCCUUCUGCUGUCUCAUCCAUGCAUCAAGUGCUGAAACUCCAUUUCCUCCUGCCCUCAGGGUGAUGCAGCAGUUUGAAGCAACUCCAGUCUCCAGUGGAGCAGAUGAUCAGGCCGCCGCCGCCGCCGUCGUCGCCGGAGAAGGGGAGGCCGGCGACGUCAACGGCCGGAUGGAGCUGGAGCUGACCGACUACCCGGGCUCCGGCGCAAAUGACCGGCACUCGCCAUGGGGGCAAGAGAGAAGAAACUGAGCAGCAUCAAAAUAUUCAGAGUCCAUUCAUCCAUGGUCACUUCUUCUUCAGAGAACAAAAGGAUUCAGACUGUAUCUGUAUCAUAGCAUGUAUCCGUGCUGUAACUUUCGCUUCAGUGAUUAUUUUCUACGCACUGUUACUACUACGCCCCGUGUAUGUAAUUAACAUGUGAGAUGCAUAUGAGCGAGAGGAUUUGGGGAGUUAAUUAGCGACUAAUCAUUCGCCGGCGCAGUAAUGUAUAUUAAUAUAUUAUAACAUAUAUUACUACCAUGUUUUAAUUUUAUU